Molecule: messenger RNA, 555 nt
Organism: Ixodes scapularis (black-legged tick)
Lineage: Eukaryota; Metazoa; Arthropoda; Arachnida; Ixodida; Ixodidae
Exons: 5
Coding region: 1-555 (184 amino acids)
Biological process (GO): symbiont-mediated perturbation of host defenses
Molecular function (GO): amine binding
Source: RefSeq, a predicted model, not a curated record
AUGUCAAAGACCGUCAUUACAUUUGCAACUAUCCUGAUUCUUCAUGGCGGUGGAUCAACUUCGAAUUUCCCCGAGCUCAAUCCAGAUCUUGAAAUGUACCAGGAUAUACCCAAGGGGUUCCCACUUACCGAGACUUGGUACAUGCUGUACAGAAACUACGAGGAAGACCCAAACUUCGGGACUUCUAAAUGCGUAAGAUUCUCCCAGGUGGGACCUGAAGAGGAGGGUGGAUACCAUAUUUUAAUUGAGUAUGGAGAGGAGCCACAGUCGGCGAAUGCGCUAUUCACGCUUGCGUCGACUGAAGGAUAUACUUCCAAGAAUCAGUUAAACUUUGUCCCUGAGGGCCAAGAAGAUUCACUACCCCUAUACUUGUCGUUUAUGGAUGUUGGAAAAUGCACUGUCUACAGAAGCAUCUACGUUAAGGAAGAUGCCUGCACCGUCGUCGCUCCGAAGAGUCAACUUGGGCAAAGUACAACCUGCGAUUUCGUUUACGACCUGCUGUGUGGUCCCAAGAAGUAUCAAACUUCUGACGCCAGUUGUCAAAAUGAAGAUUAA